Didymodactylos carnosus is the source of this 454-nucleotide messenger RNA. The record is from the annotation of a GenBank genome assembly. Lineage: Eukaryota; Metazoa; Rotifera; Eurotatoria; Philodinida; Philodinidae.
GAUAAUUUUUUUUUCUACUGAUAAAAUCUAGAUUAUUUACUUGUCAAAUUUGCAGUUUUUAAUUAUCAAGUUCCUUUUUUUUACUGAUAUAAAUUGUAUAUUUUUACUGCUACUACAUAUAAUGAACUUAUCAUUUUCUUAUUAUUUACCGAUAAUCUAAGUACUGAUCAUUCAAUCUUUAAACUGAGCAUUUAUAUACUUUUUUACUGAUCAUUUAAUCUAUUUUACAGAUCAAUAUAUUUUGUUGCCAUAUCGAAAUGCCUUAUUAUAUGUAGCCGAUGGAAAUGAAAAUAAUUAUCAACUUCCCUCAAGUAAUCUUCUUGGUACGUGGGAUUGUGGCAAUAGUGGAAAGCUAACAUUUAAAUCAAUACUUGCUGAUUAUGAAAGUAAAAAUCUAGCGACAUCAGCUUUACUUCAGUUAACAUAUGAAUUAAAAUGUCAAAAUGAUCAAUAA